Messenger RNA from Zophobas morio, 1224 nucleotides. RefSeq names its product inositol 2-dehydrogenase-like. The record is from RefSeq and is a predicted model, not a curated record. The transcript has 3 exons. Gene Ontology annotation, cellular component: cytoplasm. Gene Ontology annotation, biological process: NADPH regeneration. Bases 27 to 1190 code for a protein of 387 amino acids. Gene Ontology annotation, molecular function: nucleotide binding; oxidoreductase activity. Lineage: Eukaryota; Metazoa; Arthropoda; Insecta; Coleoptera; Tenebrionidae.
AUGGAAAAAUCGACACAUUUACGAAAAUGGCGACUCUCAAGUACAAGAAACCUUCUCCUUACGUAGUACCUGCAGCUGGUUGUCCACCAGAAGACACCAAAUACCAAGAAUAUGAAAAAAACCUCGAACUAUCUACAGUUGGUAAGCACCAAAAAUUCGGAUUCGCGUUAUUCGGUGUGGGAAGGGCCGGUACCAUUCAUUUGUCGUUCUUGAUAAAAGAACCAAAAACCGACCUACUCUAUGUCAUAGACGACGACAAAACCAAGCUCGAAAAACUAAAAAAAUACUGGAAUUUGGAGUCCGUCAAAUUUUUGACGAAUGCAGAAUCCGACGUUGCUUUCAAAGACCCCAGAGUCCGAGCCGUCGUGAUUUCAUCCCCCACUCACACUCAUGAAGACAUCGUCACGAAGGCUCUCUCACACAACAAAGGCGUCUUCUGCGAGAAACCCGUGGCCGAAAACCUCGCCCAAACCAAACUCCUCUACGACAAAGCCAAACAGGUGAAACAGCCGCUCUUCAGCGCCUUCAACCGACGUUUCGACCCCUCCUUCGCCUCCAUCAGGAACCGGGUCCGGGCCGGGGACGUCGGCAGAGUCCUGACCGUGAAAGUUUGCAGCCGAGAUUCUCCGUUGCCCACGAUUCAAUAUUUAAGCACAUCGGGUGGCAUCUUCCACGACUGCGCCGUUCAUGACAUCGACAUGACUUUAUACAUCUUGGGGGAAUACCCCACAAAAGUUACGGUCGCCGCUAACGCGAACAUACCAGAAAUUGCGGAAAUCAAUGAUUAUGAUACCGUGGGAAUUAUGUUAUCGUUCGCCAGCGGAGCAAUCGGAAUUAUAGAUCUAAGCCGUCACAGCACUUACGGUUAUGAUCAAAGGGUGGAAGUCUUCGGGCAGAAGGGGAUGAUUAAGGCCGAAAACCGACAGCCGAUUUACAAUGUGGAGACGUAUACGGAGCGGGAUGUGGUGAGGGCGCCGAUUCACUAUUCUUUUCCGUCGAGGUAUCAAGAGGGGUACGAGAAUGAGAUGAGGCACUUUUUGGAGGUGUUGGAGGGUAAAACCUCGCUUUCCAUCGACACCAAAGACGUCCUAGCCGUUUCCAAAAUCGCCACAGCUUGCGAGGAGUCAGUCAGAACCGGAAACUCCGUCGAAAUCAAGUGGAGCAAAGACGAAUUGCCUCACCCGCAAUAAUCCCAACCCUUCAAUAAACACCCAUUUAAAACUC